This is a messenger RNA of Arabidopsis lyrata subsp. lyrata, 587 nucleotides long. Its product is annotated as keratin-associated protein 6-2. The transcript has 3 exons. The coding region runs from base 43 to 435 and encodes 130 amino acids. Lineage: Eukaryota; Viridiplantae; Streptophyta; Magnoliopsida; Brassicales; Brassicaceae. The record is from RefSeq and is a predicted model, not a curated record.
GUAUUGACGAAAUCCACGGCGAAAGAGAGAGCGAGAGGGACGAUGAGCAACAGAAGAAGAACCGGAGACGAUGACAAAGGAUUGCUCUGGAAACUUCCCCAAGUUAGGAUCAACGACAUCGGAAAAGUUGGUCCGGCCUUUGGACUCGGUUUCGGUUGCGGAUUCGGUUUCGGCGCCGGUCUUAUCGGAGGUGUAGGAUUCGGACCAGGAGUUCCUGGAUUACAAUUUGGUCUCGGAUUUGGAGCUGGUUGUGGAAUUGGUGUAGGUUUUGGCUAUGGCGUUGGAAGAGGAGCUGCUUAUGAUGACUCUCGUUCUUAUUAUAACGUUGGAAAACCAUCUCUGAAUGAAGUUGAUUCACUAAUUGAUGAACUUGUUGUUAGCACCAAGAAGCUUGUGAAAGCUACGACGAAUGAAAUCGACAAGUGGAUAAAAUGAUGAACUUUAGCAUUUUUAUAGCUUUUGUUGCAGCUUCCAAGUAAAUGGUAGUGUUUGGUUUGUUGUUAGAUCAAGAAUGUAGACCUGGGGCUAGUGAAAUCUCUUUUAAUUUUGUACAAUUUUACGUAUGGUAUAAAGAUGGAUUCGCAUAA